This is a messenger RNA of Morchella importuna, 369 nucleotides long. RefSeq lists its product as uncharacterized. The record is from RefSeq and is a predicted model, not a curated record. The transcript is spliced from 4 exons. The coding region runs from base 1 to 369 and encodes 122 amino acids. NCBI's taxonomy places the organism in Eukaryota, Fungi, Ascomycota, Pezizomycetes, Pezizales, Morchellaceae.
AUGGAAUGGACCCAGAAAACAUCCGCACUUGCGGCCAGCGAGAAGAGCUUUGUGCUACUACGACGUGGCAGAAUUCCGGAUCCUAUGGAUACUGAGCUAGGUUCAUGUGGGUUCACCAACAUACGGCUAUCGACGCGAUCGCAAUGGACGUGCAGAAAGCCUCUCGAAAAUGAAGUGGGGAAGAACCUGUUGGGAAAAGCGGGUCAUACUGCAUGUGAUUGUGGGCAGAGAGAGAGACGAUUGGAGCCCUGCCGGCGGACGCCCCUGCAGCUUUGGCCUGUCAAGUGCGAUCCCUGCUGUCAUGAGUUGGGGGCGUCUAGCAAUAUAGGUGCGUUACUUUUCACCAGCAAUGGCAGCCUGCAAGGAUAG